UGCAUUUUUGAACUGUGUGGAUGGCCCAGGCCGCUGCUGAUGAGUGAGGGUGGAAACUCUGGAAGGACCACCUAGGUAGGAGCUGCCAGGCUCUGAGGAACACCAUGUUGGCUGUCCCUGGAGUAGCGAGCGGUUGGUCAGUGCACUGGUGUGAGUUGCCUUUUGACGUAGCUGAAGCCAUGGCCCACUGCUAAGACCCAAGUGUCCUGUACCCCACGGGCAGUCCAGAAUGACUGAAGAAGCAUGCCGAACGCGGAGCCAGAAGCGAGCCCUUGAGCCCGACCCGACAGAGGACGAUGCAGAGAGCAAGAAAAUAAAAAUGGAGAGAGGACUCUUGGCUUCAGACCCCAACACCGAGGAGGACACAAGGGUGACGCCAGAGCUGGGAGCAGGCCCAGCCCGAGGACUGCUGGGGGCCGCGGAGGCCACAGCCACGGCCAUCUGCAGAGGUGAAGGGCUGCUGGGCGACGGGCCCGUGGACAUGCGCACCUCCCACAGUGACCUGAAGUCUGAGAGGGGGCCCCCCUCCCCCGACGUGAUCGUGCUGUCUGACAGCGAGCAGCCCUCCAGCCCUCGGGUGAACGGGCUGACCAAGGUGGCCUUGAAGGAGACCAGCACAGAAGCCCUCAUGAAGAGUACUCCUGAAGAACGGGAAAGGAUGAUCAAGCAACUGAAAGAAGAGUUAAGAUUAGAAGAAGCAAAACUCGUUCUGUUGAAAAAGCUGCGGCAGAGUCAGAUACAGAAGGAAGCCACCACCCAGAAGCCUGUGGGCUCUGCUGCGAGCGCUGUGACCACCCCACCCCCACUGGUGCGGGGCACCCAGAACCUUCCUGCUGGCAAGACAUCGCUUCAGACCUCCUCCACCCGAAUGCCUGGCAGUGUCAUCCCGCCGCCCCUGGUCCGUGGUGGGCAGCAGGUGUCCUCCAAGCUGGGGCCGCAGGGCAGUGCGCAGGUUGUCAUGCCCCCGCUUGUCAGGGGGGCCCAGCAGAUCCACAACAUCAGACAACAUUCCAGCACAGGGCCCCCGCCACUCCUCCUGGCACCCCGCGCCUCUGUGCCCAGUGUGCAGAUUCAAGGACAGAGAAUCAUCCAGCAGGGACUCAUCCGUGUCGCCAACGUCCCCAGUGCCAGCCUGCUCGUCAACAUCCCACAGGCCGCCCCAGCAUCUCUGAAGGGGACUACGGCUGCCUCUGCCCAGGCCAACUCCACGCCCACCAGCGUGGCCUCUGUGGUCUCCUCUGUUGAGUCUCCAGCCAGCCGGCAGGCAGCCGCCAAGCUCGCCCUGCGCAAGCAGCUAGAGAAGACACUGCUGGAGAUUCCCCCACCCAAGCCCCCCGCCCCAGAGAUGAACUUCCUGCCCAGCGCUGCCAACAAUGAGUUCAUCUACCUGGUUGGCCUGGAGGAGGUGGUGCAGAACCUGCUGGAGACGCAAGCGGGCAGGAUGUCAGCUGCCGCCGCCGCCGCCGCCACACUGGCCCGAGAGCCCUACAUGUGUGCUCAGUGCAAGACAGACUUCACCUGCCGCUGGCGCGAGGAAAAGGGCGGUGCCAUCAUGUGUGAGAACUGCAUGACAUCCAACCAGAAGAAGGCGCUCAAGGUGGAGCACACAAGCCGCCUGAAGGCCGCCUUUGUGAAGGCGCUGCAGCAGGAACAGGAGAUUGAGCAGCGCCUGCUGCAGCAGGGCCCAGCACCUGCCGCGGCCAAGGCCGAGCCCACCGCCCCGCACCCCGCGCUCAAGCAGGUCAUAAAGCCCCGGCGGAAGCUGGCGUUCCGCUCAGGAGAAGCGCGUGACUGGAGUAACGGGGCUGUGCUACAGGCCUCAAGCCAGCUGUCCCGGGGUUCAGCCGCAACACCCCGAGGUGUCCUGCACACCUUCAGCCAGUCGCCCAAACUGCAGAAUGCAGCCUCGGCCACGGCGCUGGUGAGCAGGACCGGCAGACAUUCCGAGCGAGCCGGGGGCGCCAAGGGCAGCACCGCCACCAACUGGAAGAAGACGCCCUUGAGCACAGGUGGGACCCUUGCGUUUGUCAGCCCCAGCCUGGCUGUGCACAAGACGUCCUCGGCCGUGGACCGCCAGCGAGAAUACCUCCUCGACAUGAUCCCGCCACGCUCCAUCCCCCAGUCGGCCGCAUGGAAAUAGUGCAAGCCCGGCCCAGUGGAGGACAGGUGCCCUCCCCACCCAGCACGGCCUGACACCACACCGCUGCAGAAGAUGCAGAGACCACACGAUGGCAGCAGACCCCUGCCCGGCUGCUGUCUGGUCGCAAGGGGCCGCUCUCCGUCGACAAGGGUCAGAGCCGAGGGACCUUUCCCUGGGCUUCCUUCCUUCCUCUCUUUGCCUUUAGUUUGCCCAACACCAGCAGAAACGUGGACCUCAGGGCCGGCUCUGGUCCCAGCCCUCCUGGCCGGCGCCGGCUCACCCUGGACAUUGACCGUCCCAGCACAGCUGGCACCGGGGCCUCAGAAGUUGAGCGGGGCGUCUUGAUUCUUUAUGCUUCUCCCUGUCCUAGGCUCCGAUCUUUGCUUCCUUCAUGCCAAUCUAUAGGUUGAAAGUUUGGGGUUUUGUUGGAUCACCUCAUGAUGAUGGAGUUUUGAGUGGACGGCGCAGGCCCCAUCACCUGGAGAAGGCGCCGGCCAGCGUGCGCGGCUCCGGCAGUGGACAGCCAGGCCCAGGUGGCUCAGGACAUGGGGACGCCAGUCGCGCUGCCGCCGGAAGACUCAUUGCUGCUCUUUUGGGGCCCCUGGAGCCCCCACCCUCGGCAGAAGAACAAACUGUAGCCAGACCCUGCCCAGAAGCCAGGGUUCGGGAGCCCAGCCGCCACCUCGGCAGGAGGAGGAAGCAGAGAAGGUCGUCUGCGGCGGCGGUGUGGAGCCCGCAGGAAGCGCGGGAGGCUGGGCAGGGCUGUGUGGUGGUGGUUUAUUUUAUUAAAUUUUUCCUUUCUACUCGUUUUGAUGGACACGAUCUCAGCUGCCCCGGCCGGGGCGCCGUGCGGGCACAGGCGCGGGGCAGGCUGCGCCCAGACUUGAGGAGCUCACCACACUCGAGUGUAGCUAGAACCCGCCCCUCAAUCUGGGCUGCUAUCAGGGUUUGCUUUCCGACUUCUUUUUCCUCCCCUUUAGAGUCUACAGAAACGUUUUUUUUAAAGGAUCAGGUCUGCUUUUAGUUUUGUUUUUUCCCUUCCCACUCUUUAAAAAUGGAUUCCGUGAGGAAAGGCAGAGCUGUUGUGUGUCUGCCGCACCCACACAAAAGUGGGGACGCCGCUCCCGGUUCCGCUCCAGCCCCGUUUCCCUACUGAUGCAAUUAGGGACUUUAAUUUAAAACCCUCAUUCUGUAGGACGUUCUCCAGACAACUGCGACAGCCAGCGUUCUAAUAAAGGCUCAUUUAACCCAAGUUCACGGUGUAUGAAUGUCAUCAGUCUUGGGGAUCAGUCGGACACAGUAGAGGACCUCACUUUUGGAAACCGUCCUAACUUUUAUGUUGUGCAGACCCCAGAGUUUCUCACUGAAUUGCCUUGAGUGCGUGCGUGACUUCACUGGGCUGCAGAGGGGAGAGCGUGGGAGGGAGGCUGUCACCCCAAGGGCUAGGGACUCUGGGGCAGGUGGGACCUUGUUUGGAGGGGUAGGGUGUGUGUUUACCACACACACACACACACACACACACACCCCAAAAAAGUAUGCAAGCAUUUCUACCCUUCUCAGUUCUCUGGGCCUGCAAAUAGCCCCAUCCCAUCUUGCACCCUCUGUCCCCUGGCGGGCAGCUCCCCCAAGGCCACCCUGCUCCCUCGGGCUCUAUGCAGUUGCCCACCUCACCCCAGCUCCCACGCCUGGCCACACUUCUCCUCUGGGACUCACAGCCAUUGGCUGAGCCCUGGGCGCAGGGCAGUCUGUGGCUCCUCACAGGGACAGGGUGGCCCUGGCUCUUAGUGCCCCCAACCCCAGCCGCAGUCCUGGGGGCGUUCAUUCCCAUCAGGGAGGACAUACUGUGACAUAAUGUAGCUUUUUUAAAGUAUAGGGGACAAGAAUGUGAGAUGCCUUAAUCUUUCGCUUCUACAUCUUGAAAGUCUGCUUGUCUUUCUCCAGUCCCCGCUGCAGUGUAAUGGGACGGUGAACCCCAAGCGGUGACUGGCGGCCCGGCGCCCCUUUGGGCUGGCGUGUGGCUAUCCUAGCAUUACCUCUAGGGUAUCACACCGGCUGCCAAGCAUAUCCUCAGAACCCAGCUGCUGUCCCGAAGUUAUGGGGUCCCCAGAGCCCUGUAGGGGCCCCAGCUCAGCCCUGAGGCAAACUAAGGGUUUCUGGUUAUCUGUGACACCCCAGGGUGACUGGGUACUGUCCCCGAGUCAGCUGCCCUGGGGUGUCCCAGCCUCCUUGCCUGUUUGCUUGAGAGUGGGGCAGGUCCAUUGGGAGCCCCCACGGCUCUGGCCAGGGCUUGGGGACUACAGACUGUGGUGUCAUCAAGAAGCGCCCUUGAGGGGGGUGUGUCCUGGCCACUCCUCCCUGGGUCUGCCUCAGGCACAGAGGGAUGGAUGCUGCCCAGGACCUUAGUAUGGAGAACUUGGACUGAAAUCAUUCUCGGGAAGGGCAGUUUUAUAGUUCUUCACAAAGUGUGAUGGUUACACUAGUGCAGGGUAUGGGGGCUUCGAGGGGGAGGUUGUCACUUGUAUUUAUUGUGACUCUAAAUCUUGGAUAAUGUAAAAAAAAAAUUGUGCUACCAAAUGGGAACAGAAGUUGGCCUAAACCACACAGCUGGCAUUGUGGCUGUGCACUGUAUCUUGAGGUUCAGACUGGAGUUGAGACAAUAAAGGAAUGGACAUGA
Molecule: messenger RNA, 4814 nt
Organism: Fukomys damarensis (Damara mole-rat)
Lineage: Eukaryota; Metazoa; Chordata; Mammalia; Rodentia; Bathyergidae
Gene: Gatad2a
Product: GATA zinc finger domain containing 2A
Exons: 13
Coding region: 230-2140 (636 amino acids)
Biological process (GO): negative regulation of transcription by RNA polymerase II
Cellular component (GO): NuRD complex
Molecular function (GO): sequence-specific DNA binding
Source: RefSeq, a predicted model, not a curated record